CGUUUCCCUUAUUCCGCUGGCCAUUGCAUACCAUCUCGACUUACUUUUUGGAAGAAGGUGUUCGUCUUCUACCAGGUCAGUUGCGUGGGAACAAGAAAGAGAUGUGGGGGAUUAUAAGGCGGAGAGUCGCUGGCGGAGGAUCUUCUGCUUCACUUUUGGAUCGGUCACUACAAAGGAUUCGUCCCGCAGUGUCUACAGAAAGAAGUUAUUCAACAGCAGGCAAAGAGGCCUUUCUUAUUGGAAGAGGAUCUAAUCAUGUCCGGAACUUUAGUCACCAUAUUUUUCUAGGUGGUACAGUUAGUUCAAAGCAUAUAAGAGAAAUUUCUGUAUUCACUCAGACAGAUUCUCCCAUCCGAGUGUGGAGCAGGUCAUUCUCUUCAGACAGUGAUGACUUGGUUGAUGCUGUUGUCCCUUUUAUGGGUGAAUCUAUCACGGAUGGCACAUUGGCAAAGUUUUUGAAGAACCCUGGUGAUAUUGUACAAAUUGAUGAGCCAAUUGCCCAAGUCGAAACUGAUAAGGUGACUAUUGAUGUCGCCAGUCCCGAAGCGGGAGUUAUUCAGAAGUUUGUAGCCAAAGAAGGAGAUACUGUGGAACCAGGAACCAAGAUUGCCGUCAUUUCAAAGUCUGGUGAAGGUGUUACACCUGCUGUUCCAUCUGAGAAGGAGAAACCAGAAAAGGAAGCUCCUCAGCCAUCUCAUCCUGCAGAGAAGGACAGUGUUGAUAAACAAAAGCCGAAAGCAGAAUCUGCUCCUGUGCAGGAGAAAUCUAAAGCACCGUCCACACCACCACCCAAAGCCUCAGCUACAGAACCUCAGCUUCCUCCCAAGGAAAGGGAAAGACGAGUUCCUAUGACAAGGCUUAGAAAGCGGGUUGCGACUCGUUUGAAAGACUCUCAGAACACAUUUGCGAUGUUGAGCACAUUCAAUGAAGUUGAUAUGACCAACUUGAUGAAGCUGCGUUCUGAUUAUAAAGAUGCCUUUGUGGAAAAGCAUGGAGUGAAGCUGGGAUUUAUGUCAGGAUUUGUGAAAGCUGCUGUUAGUGGGCUCCAGAAUCAGCCAAUAAUCAAUGCGGUUAUUGAUGGGGAUGACAUCAUUUAUAGGGAUUAUAUUGAUAUCAGUAUUGCUGUUGGUACUCCUAAGGGUCUCGUUGUUCCAGUUAUCCGCAAUGCAGAAAAAAUGAACUUUGCUGAUAUAGAGAAGGAAAUUAACACUCUUGCAAAGAAGGCUACUGAUGGCUCCAUAUCAAUUGAUGAGAUGGCUGGAGGUUCAUUUACAAUAUCAAAUGGUGGUGUCUAUGGUAGCCUGUUAAGCACGCCCAUCAUAAACCCACCACAGUCGGCUAUUCUGGGUAUGCACUCAAUAGUGAACCGCCCCAUGGUAGUGAAUGGAAAUGUUGUUCCUCGGCCAAUGAUGUACAUUGCUCUGACAUAUGAUCAUAGGCUGAUUGAUGGAAGGGAGGCAGUUUACUUCUUACGCCGUAUAAAGGAUGUUGUUGAGGAUCCACGCAGGCUGCUUCUUGACAUAUGAAAGCAUUCCGAUUGCUAAAUUCUGGAUUAGGUGACUUUCUGAAUGAUCAGAUUUUGGUGUAUUUUGAUUCUGUUGAACCGGAAUAAAUCCAUGUUAGGAGCUUAAAAUUUUGUAGGCUUCCUCUUGUUGAUUCACAUCUUAAGCAAGUUUUACAAUUGUGGUCGACAAUGAUGAGUUUGCAAGGAGAGAGUAACUUGCACAUUACA
Telopea speciosissima is the source of this 1732-nucleotide messenger RNA. Its product is annotated as dihydrolipoyllysine-residue succinyltransferase component of 2-oxoglutarate dehydrogenase complex 2, mitochondrial-like. Gene Ontology annotation, molecular function: dihydrolipoyllysine-residue succinyltransferase activity. The record is from RefSeq and is a predicted model, not a curated record. The coding region runs from base 102 to 1526 and encodes 474 amino acids. Lineage: Eukaryota; Viridiplantae; Streptophyta; Magnoliopsida; Proteales; Proteaceae. The transcript is spliced from 15 exons. Gene Ontology annotation, cellular component: oxoglutarate dehydrogenase complex. Gene Ontology annotation, biological process: tricarboxylic acid cycle.